This is a messenger RNA of Coregonus clupeaformis (lake whitefish), 5371 nucleotides long. It is a transcript of the gene cfap74, whose product is annotated as cilia and flagella associated protein 74. The record is from RefSeq and is a predicted model, not a curated record. The coding region runs from base 119 to 5305 and encodes 1728 amino acids. NCBI's taxonomy places the organism in Eukaryota, Metazoa, Chordata, Actinopteri, Salmoniformes, Salmonidae. The transcript is spliced from 39 exons.
GUUUGGCAGCUGGCUUCAGUGGCUUGACGUUUCAAACAAGAGAAGACAGUAGCCAUCUAGCUAGCCUGCAAGUUACACAUUUAGCGACUUCAAAGUUGCAGAAAGAACUCCAGGUCUUAUGGACGCAUCUGACAGGGAUAGUCCUUCAGAGGAAGUCUCCAUCUCCUCUUUUCAUUCUGAAUAUCCUCCACUCAACACCUGGACAGAUGAGGAUACAGGAGAUGAAGGCACAGGAGAGGAGACCUUCAGAGAGGACCCAGCACAACCAACGGAUGCAACAGAGUUUUCUUUAGAGUUAGAUGCUACUAACUGGGCGGAUAAUGAUGACGACCUUGCAGAGGAUGGUGGACGUAGCGGAAAGAAGAGUUAUGCAGAGACAGCACGGAUGUUCAAGCUGAGAAGAAACCUGGACCAGCUGGACUGCUUCCACCGACAGAAGGAGCACAAUGUGCUGGAAGCCAGGGAGGAGCUCAAAGUUUGCCGUCUGCAUAUUUCUGAGCUGGAGAGGCAGAGAGAAAGAGUGGAAGAGGAGAUAGAGCAACAGAAAGAGGAAGACAACAGUGUGGCCGUGUUUCGCCUCCGAGCCCAGCACAAGCGCCUAUGUCAGGAGUUACAGCGAGAGGAGGAGCUGGAGUCACAUGUGGCCAACACUCUGAGGGAACAUGAACUGGAGCUGUGUCAGGUGGAGGUGGAAUUGGGUCGUUUCUCCCUCCUCCGUGUGGAGGUGCAGGAGGAGGAGCAGGCCUACCAGGUGCUGCAGGCCCAGAGAGGGGAGGCCAGGCUACAGAAGGAGGACACCUCCACCCAGAGCCUGCAGCUCCGGAAACAGUGCCUCAAAGCGAGGCAGGCGGCCAUACAGAGGGAGGAGGAGACUCACUGUCAGAGGACCACAGAGCUGGCCCAGGCUAGCCACCAGAAAGCAGCACUGUAUCUAAAAGAGACUAUCAACAGGAUGCAUCGGGAAGAGGCAGAGAAGGAGCAGCAGAGUCGAGGGCUGAGGCAGAAAAGGAUGCAGGCAGUCCUGUCAUUGAAGGCCAACAUUGCAGCCACCCAAGAGAGCCUGCGAGCCCAACAGACGAGGGCCAAAGCCCAGGCUCGGAGACAAGAGGAGGAGGAGAGACAGCUAAGAGAGUCCCUACAGACACAGGGUACCAACAGCACCAAGCACAUGUACCAACAGAAAAAGCUCCAGGACUUCCACCGAAAGAAAGAAGAAUUUGAGGAAAAGCAGAAAUCCAAACGGGUGGAAAUCGUCUCAAAGUUACUGCUGGAAGAGGAGUUGUUAGAGAGACGCAAGAGGCGCCAUGCUCUGCUGUUCCCUCCCACCCAAGUGAGCCUUGUAGAGAGGUUGGCAGGGCGGGGGAGAUCUCCAGAGAAGGUCCUUCAGAGCCUUGAUCCACAGCCGGCAGAAACAAAGGCAGAGAAAAGAAAACGAGAGCAUCCAACCACCUCCUCACGGCCUUCCCAGCAGGACACAGUGUUUAGUGACAGCAGCUCUUCAUCAGAGCUGUCUGACCAGGAGGAGAGCAGGGACCUGGAGGAGGAGCAGGGCCUCACGGACAGCCUGGCGCAGCCUGAGUUCACUGGCCUGUGGGACCAGAAACGUCAAGUUCACCAGAGCACUCCAAAUGAAGAGACUAAAUCAUUACAGUCGCAAGCAGAGAGACAGAAUCUGUCUUUGCUGCCGGUGGGGAAACCUCCAGUGGCUGGUAAAAGAGUUAUACAGGGGAAGGAAUUCAAAGGCUCACCUUUCAUCAGCAAGCCAGAAAUCGUCCUCUUCAAGGACUUUGAGGUGGGACAGACGUAUAAGAAGAAGGUCAACCUGACUAAUGUCAGCUACACAACCAAUUAUUGCAAGUUACUUGGUGUCACCAUGGAUCUGAUGGAUUUCAUUUCAAUAAGCUUUGAGCCUCCUGGUCCAAUAUCUGCUGGGAUGGCCUGUGACAUGCAGGUCAUUUUUCAACCAAUGAUAAAUAAGGAUUUGAAGGGAGAGGUCCAGUUUGUGUCAGCAGCUGGCCCCUUCUCUGUGCCCAUCAGAUGCACCAUUAAGAAAUGUGAUCUGUCUGUGGACAUCGACCUCAUUGUUUUUGGCACCCACGUGGUGGGCCAGACCAUUUCCCGGGCUAUCACCCUGACCAACAGGGGGGCCCUGGGGACACGCUUCACCCUGGUACCCUCCCCUUGCCCUAGCCUAGCGCAGUCCCAGCACCAGGCUCAGGCCUUGUCCGAGGCCUCCUCCGCCAGCACCCAGCUUUCACAGGAGAGGAGCACUUCAAUAGCAGCAGCCUCUGACAGCCAGGAGAGCCCUGCGUCACGGGACUCAGGAGAACUCAAAUCAGAGAGGAAGAGUCAGAAACCCUCGCUAGGCUCAGACUCCAAACAGUCAAGGGCCCAGACACCUGCUGUGCCAGAGACCCUGGGGGGUGUGGAGGCUGCCUCAGGAAGACGCAGCCUGGCCUCAGAGCAGCAGGAGGGAGGCCUGGCCCUCAAGGCCAACACGGAGGAGCCCUCGGACAGCAGCAGUGACAUCACCAUCGGAAAGGUCAGAGAGGGGGAGGUGGGCCCGUUUGAAAGUGUCAAGUUGGAGAUUGUGUUCACACCCACCAUACCAGGGGAGGCUAAGUUGGACUUCCACAUCAAGUUCUCCGACCCAACCUGUGAACCGAUAUCCAUUGGGGUCCAAGGGAUGGCUGUGUGCGUGCCUGUGUGGGUGGCCCAGCCAAGCAUUGUCCUGAAGAUCUGCAUGUUCGAUCGCCUCUAUCAAGACAGUAUUGUGGUCCAAAGCAGAGCGAGCACAGCUCUUCGGCUGACGUUCGAGGUGUGUCCAGAGCUGAGGAACCACAUGGAGAUCCUGCCUAAGACCGGCUACAUCCAGGCCAGGUCCAGCUUCAACGCUCAGCUUAAGUUCCUGCCCAGACGUUCCUUGUUCGAGGAUGCAAAGAUGUUUUUUGACGGCGAAACAGGAGUGCUGGAAGUCCCCUUGACAGUGGAAGUGGCCGAUCAGGUCCGGCCUGUUCCCUUCACGGUCCAUGCAGUCAUCACCUCCUCCGACCUGUGCUUUGACCGGACAGAGGUGGACUUUGGCCACUGCUCCAUCUACGAAUCAGUGAAGACCAGCGUGCGCCUCACGAACCUCGCCCUCCUGCCCCAGGACUUUGGCUUUCUGGGCAUACCUCAGUUUGUGGAGGUCCAGCCCAACGACGGCUUUGGCACUCUCCUCCCAUUGGAAACCUUGGAGGUGGAUCUGAUCUUUAGUGCCAAGAAGGCAGGAGAGUACAGCUUUCAGCUCAACUGCAAAUCCGGAAUUAACAGAGACUUCCCCCUGUCAUGUCAUGCGGUCGGGGUACACCCUCCGCUAGAGCUGUCUCACUCUCUGGUCCAGUUCGGCGGCACGGCGGUCGGUGACUGUUCCACAGCCGUGCUGCACGUGGUCAACGCACACACCAGCCGCAACGAGUUCACACACCCUGUGCCCCGCAUAGGCCGGGACCCCGUUGUCCCAGUGGGCCCCCGGCUGUUCGCCUUCACUCCCCCUGAAAACACAGAGAUUAGCCUCACCCCCAGGACAGGCCGGGUCUUACCUGGACAGAGGUGCCUGGUGCAGGUGACAUUCAGGCCCAGGCUGUGUGACCAGGUCAUCAGGGAGGAGGCGGUGCGGCUGCUGUGUCGCUCCGAGGAGCUGCGCCUCCACGAGCUGGAGAGGGUUACCAAGGCCGAGGGCAACAGGAAGGGAGGGGAGCAGGAGGGGCCGUGUAAAAGGGAGGCCCCUUCAGCCCCCCAGAAAGGCAAGAAGCCGCCCCCUACCCGGCCCCAGGCGAAGCAAGCCCUGAAGGAGAAGAUCAGCAAAGUGUCCAUCAGCCCUAAAACAGACAGCCCCUUCAGAGCCCCCAACCCAGCUGACAUACAGUCAGGGUCAGAGGAGUACGCUGCAGGCAGGAACUCCCUCCUGCACUCCUUCCCUAAGCACUACAGUCGCUAUGUCAUCCCUUGCUUCGUGUCUGACAGAGACCCACCCCAGAGUGACCCCCAGGCCCAGCCAUCCUACAGCCCCCUCAACACGCUGUACUUGGAGCUGCAUUGCCCAGCUGUCAGGCCCCCUCUAGUUGUCACGUCCAGUAACGGCCAGACCACCAUCAACUACAACCAGGUGGCUGUGGGUCAGAAAGUGGUCAAAAAGCUCACUGUUCAGAAUAUUUCUCAGGAAGCCUUGGAGCUGAGGUCCUCAGUGCUGGACCUGAGUGGUCCAUUCUCCCUCCUCAACGCUCUGCGACGGCUGGGUCCUGGAGCCACACACACAUUGUUACUGGCCUUCACACCCGUACUGGGGAAAAGGUACCGUGAGACUGUGGAGAUCCACAGCCCAAACAUGACCCUGGAGGUCACGCUGUGCGGGGUGGGAGUGGAUCCCCUCGUCACCUCCUCCCACCAGGGUGGCCUCAUGGACUUUGGCUACUUGUUGGAGAAGGAGAGAGCCUCCCAGGUCUUUAAGCUGCAGAACACGUCGUCUCUGGCGGUGCGCUUCUCUGUGCUGCUGGAUAGCCUGUCGCUGGGGUGUAAAGCCCAGAGUGGAGCAGACUGCCUCCCUGCCCUCCUCAGCCCAGGCCCAGAGGAACAGACACACCCCACUGUGGGGACCCAGAACUACAGUGGUCGGAGUGUGUUCAGUGUGACGCCCAUAGAGGGCACCAUCGCCCCAGGAAAGAGCCAGGACAUCACUGUGACCUUCCUGCCAGACCACGAGAGCCUCCACUACUCGGACAGACUGAAGGUGGAGCUCAUGAACAAGAGCACAGUGUGUGUCAUGGUGCUGAAGGGUGCAGCUCGCUCUCACAUCAUGUACCUAUGUGGAGGAGACCCGCUGGCAGUGCCCACUGAUGCCGUCCACCCUCUGCCAGCCUCCGGGGACUCUGAGCUCACAGUAGACUGUGAGAAGCCCCCUCUGCCUGUGCUGCUCACCCUCAGAGGGGUCUACAGAGAGGGGGCCAUGAGCCCAGCGGUCAGAGAGCUGGAGGUGGGCUGCAUCUGCUCCACACAGCCUGUGGCCAAGAAGAACGUGGAGUUCAGCUGGGAGGGGCUUCAGGCGCUGCAACAGAGGGGCUUCAGUGUGGAGCCGACCAGGGGCAUGGUGGACGCCGGCCACAGACGCACCAUCACUGUGAUCUGGACUCCUCCUAGUGGCCUUAAGCCGAAUGAGGUGGUGCAGGUGUGUGCGCCCCUCACCCUGAGAGGAGACGAGACAGAGGUAUACAGUGUCACCCUGCUGGCCUUGGCAUCCAGAGCCAGUCAAGAGCCUUCACAAACAUAGUAACCAAUAUGUAAACACAUAGAACACUUCACUCACACACACACACACACACACACACACACACAC